Molecule: messenger RNA, 2763 nt
Organism: Phyllotreta striolata
Lineage: Eukaryota; Metazoa; Arthropoda; Insecta; Coleoptera; Chrysomelidae
Source: the annotation of a GenBank genome assembly
AUCUAUAUAAAACCGCGAAUAUGGAUUGUUCAGGCGUUCAAUUGCAACAAUUGGAUAGUAAUUGCAAUAAUGUGGUCCUUCAAACAAUGUUUGGUAAUUUUGACUUUGCAUUACACCAUCGUAAGUUCCAUACCGGUAAGUAAUGGCGACUUGGACAAAACAACACCCGAAAUGAUUGCCGACGAGGGCUAUCCAGUGGAAACUCACCACGUAACCACCAGCGAUGGGUACAUACUUUGCUUGCAUCGCAUACCUAAAGGAAAAAACGGAGAAUCCAACAAAAAAGUUGUGUUCCUGCAGCACGGGUUGCUGACGACCUCUUCCGAUUGGAUCCUCUUCGGACCUGAAGCUUCCUUGGGCUACAUGCUUGCUGAUAAAGGCUACGACGUUUGGAUGGGCAACACCAGAGGAAACACCUACUCCAGGAAUCACACCAAGUACAACCCGGACAAGGACGGAGCUUUCUGGCAGUUUAGUUGGAACGAAAUGGGUGAAAUAGACUUACCUACAAUGAUAGACUAUAUCCUGCAAAGUACAGGAGUCGAUGGAAUUCACUACGUAGGCCACUCGCAGGGCACCACCAGUUUCUUCGUUAUGGCUUCCGAGAAACCGGAGUACAAUUCCAAGAUAAAGGUACACAUCGCUUUAGCACCUAUCGCUUACAUGAAGCACAUAACGAGCCCGUUGUUGAAAAUAAUGGCGUUCUGGGAAGGCGCGAUUGAGCUGCUAUUCAAUCUCAUAGGAGAGAACGAAUUUCUACCGCAAAAAGGCUUCCUGCACCUAAUCACUGAAACCAUGUGCUCAAUCGGCGUGGGUAAACUUCUAUGCGAGAACACUCUGUUCGCGUUGUGCGGGUUCAGUUUGAACGAAAUGAACAUGACCAGAGUGCCUCUGAUCAUGCAUCACACUCCAGCCGGAGCUUCCACAAAGCAGCUGUUGCACUACGCCCAGGAAAUCGACAGCGGUCAUUUCAGGAAAUACGAUUUCGGUUUGAUCGGCAACCUGGGGAAGUACGGAAGUGUGUUCCCUCCAAACUAUGACUUAGGAAAAGUUAAGGCGCCCGUCUAUUUGAUUUUCAGCCACAAUGAUUGGUUAGCUGGAUUGAAAGAUGUGGAUAGACUGCAGAAUGAGCUGGGGAAUUUCGCAGGAAAAAUAUUAGUUUCUGAAGAGUCUUUCAAUCAUUUAGAUUUUACCUAUGUAAAUCUCGAAAGCAUCUCAUCUUCUAUUGCGGCGAUUAAGGAGUUAAAAGAUAAAGAAAUUACCAACAAUGAGGACCUAAAUAAGACUACACCAGAAAUGAUAACCGACAGCGGUUAUCCAGUAGAAACUCAUUACGUAACAACUUCCGAUGGAUACAUUCUGUGCCUACAUCGUAUCGUCCCUCAAACAAAAAAAGACGAUUUGAAAACCAAAGUAAUUUUCCUACAACACGGGAUACUCGCUUCAUCAUCCGAUUGGAUCCUCUUCGGUCCUGGAAAUUCAUUAGGAUAUAUUCUGGCAGAUCAAGGUUGGGAUAUCUGGAUGGGCAACGCGAGAGGGAACGUUUAUUCCAGACGACACACCACGUUUGACCCGGAUAUAGACGCGGAAUUUUGGGAUUUCAGUUGGCACGAAAUUGGUGAAAUUGACCUGCCAGCGAUGAUUGAUUAUGUGCUAGAUUCCACCAAAACAGAGAGUUUAUAUUAUGUCGGUCACAGCCAAGGUAACACAGCCUUUUACGUAAUGGCUUCGGAGAAACCGGAAUACAACAGUAAGAUAAAAUUACAAGUGAGUUUAUCGCCUGUUGCAUUCCUGAAACACAUGACAAACCCACUGCUAAAAGCUAUAUCCAUAUUUGAACAACCUUUUCACAUUCUAACGAAUGUGAUGGGGGUGAACGAGUUUUUUCCGGACUCUGGCUACAUUCAAUUACUUGCUAAGGAUAUGUGCUCCUACCAAUUGGGCUCUUACGUGUGCGAAAACAUUAUGUUUGUGUUAUGCGGCUUUAAUCCUGAGGAAAUAAGCAAAGAGCGAGUGCCUCUGAUACUCCACCACUCUCCAGCUGGUAUUUCGAAGCACCAACUUUACCACUUUGCUCAGGGCAUUAAAAGCGGACAAUUUAGGAAAUACGAUUUCGGAGUCAUAGGAAAUUUAAAAAAAUACGGCAAAAUCGUCGCACCGGAUUACGAAUUGAAUAAUAUCACGGCUCCGGUGUACCUAAUUUACGCUAAUAACGAUCGUUUAGCCAAUAUAAUGGAUGUUGAAAGGUUAUACAAGAGCUUGGGUAAUUGUAAGGGUAAACAUUUAGUUGAGGAAAAUUCUUUCAGCCACAUAGAUUUCCUUUAUGGCGUUAAUUCUCCGGAACUUGUGCAUAAACAUGUUGUCAAUUUAAUUACUAAUGAUGAAUAAAUUAAAAUUUGUAUGCUUUAUGAUGAAGAUAUAUAACAGUUGACUUUAUUAAAAUUUAAAUUACGCACCUACAGAUAUAUACAGAUUAAAUCUAUAUUAAUGAUUCCAAUUCAAAAUUAGUUUCUGUUAUCUAGGGAGAUUUUAAUUUUUUUUUGCGAUAAAUCAAUUCAAAAUAAAAUGUAUUUAUUGUAUGAAUUGAUAUUGUAGGUAUUGCAAAAAGAGAGAAAUUAUUAAAGUUAUUAUUAUUAAAGCUAAAUUGGUCAAUCAUUGAGAAAAGUUCAAUUUAGAUGUUUGGUAAAAGUUCUGUAUAAGAAUGAUGAGAGUAAUUGACCAAUUAAGGUUUAAUUGACAAUCAAAAAUUAAUUGAAAUCAAAC